Messenger RNA from Ceratina calcarata, 1154 nucleotides. Its product is annotated as glutamate receptor ionotropic, kainate 1-like. The coding region runs from base 560 to 1135 and encodes 191 amino acids. The transcript is spliced from 5 exons. The record is from RefSeq and is a predicted model, not a curated record. Lineage: Eukaryota; Metazoa; Arthropoda; Insecta; Hymenoptera; Apidae.
CGGCGUCGGCGUCGUCGCCGUGGCCCCCGUCCUCGUUGCCGGCGAAAGCGGCACCAGACCGAACACGCAGCUGCCAAAGCUGCCAGACUCCGUCGCUCGGUCCAGUUUGCCUUCCGCUCCCGUUUGACGUAGUACCGUGGCCAGGCGUUCGCUGCCCGUGCCCGGACCGACGUACCGUAAAUCGCAUCGUCGCGUCGUCGUUAUUUUUACGUUUAUUCUCGUUUUUAACAGCCGGGAGAACCGUCAACCGGACAGAUGGAUAGUUCGCGUGGAACACGUACGAACCGAAGACAAUCCCGUGGCAGUGAAUAAUUCUGUGAGAGAUAGUUGUCGUUCAUAACGGAGGGUGAUUUGUUCGAACUGUUCUUAUAAUAUCCUCGUGCAAGUGAUUUCCACGGAAGACCGGAGCAGAGUCAGUGAUCCCUGGCCGACGUGGUUCGUAAAGCGGUGUGACUCCCUACGGCAGAAGGGAGGCGCAGGCUCCCGUUGGGGCCGCGGGGGGAGGCGGUGGCGUCGGAGGCGUCGGGGAGAGAAACGGUGGGGCGGACCGGAACCGGAAAUGGCUGCGAGGUGGCUCCUGCUGGCGCUCCUCGCCGCCCACGCCACGGCUCUUCCUGAUAUCAUUAGGAUAGGUGGCCUGUUUCAUCCAUCGGACGACAAACAGGAAGUGGCGUUCCGCUAUGCCGUGGAAAAGAUCAACGACAACCGGGACAUACUGCCCAAGUCACGUCUCAGCGCACAGAUUGAGCAGAUAAAGCCGCAGGACAGUUUUCACGCAUCCAAACGGGUAUGCCACUUGCUACGAAGCGGGGUCGCGGCGAUUUUCGGUCCGCGGAGCGCGCACACCGCCUCCCACGUGCAGAGCAUUUGCGACACUAUGGAGAUCCCGCAUCUGGAGACACGAUGGGACUACCGGCUCAGACGGGAAAGCUGCCUCGUCAACCUUUAUCCGCAUCCGACCACCCUCUCCAAGGCGUACGUCGAUUUGGUGAAGGCCUGGGGCUGGAAGAGCUUCACUAUCAUCUAUGAGAACAACGAAGGUCUCGUGCGAUUGCAGGAACUCCUGAAGGCACACGGACCCAGCGAAUUUCCUAUUACGGUCAGGCAGCUCAGCGAGGGAUCCGAGUACCGGUGAGUUUUCUCAUAUUCCAUCG